AUGAAUAUCCCCAACGAGUACAUUUCGAAAACGGAGGAUGUGGCGGAUCAGGUAAUACGUCGCGGCAAAAAUAUUCUACCUACAGUCGCUCGUCUAUGUCUGAUUGCGACGUUCUUCGAAGAUGGUUUACGUAUGUACUUCCAAUGGAACGAACAACGUGAAUAUAUGGAUAUGAGCUGGGGCUGUGGCAAAUUUUUGGCUACAGUUUUUGUGUUAGUGAAUUUGUUUGGACAACUUGGUGGCUGUGUUAUGGUUAUUGCUAGGUAUAAAGUCGAGAUUGCUGUGGGUUUGCUCUUUUUCAUCGUAGUGCUACAGACAAUAGCUUACUCUAUACUUUGGGACAUACAAUUCUUGUUUCGCAAUCUCGCGCUGAUCGGCGCAUUACUGCUCGUAUUAGCCGAAUCACGAGUCGAAGGACGUAGUCUGUUCGCUGGUGUUCCCUCACUUGGUGAGAAUAAGCCGAAGAAUGUUAUGCAGCUCGCUGGUCGUGUACUGCUUGCAUUUAUGUUUAUUACACUUAUACGCUUCGAACUGAGCUUCCUUCAGAUUGUGCAAGAUAUAAUCGGUUCGAUUUUGAUGGUUCUAGUAACAAUCGGCUAUAAAACAAAAUUGUCUGCACUCAUCCUCGUAGCACUGUUGACCGUUUUGAAUUUGUAUCAUAACGCGUGGUGGACCAUUCCUUCUUAUAAGCCACUUAGAGAUUUCCUAAAAUAUGACUUUUUCCAGACGCUCUCCGUGAUCGGCGGUUUAUUAAUGAUUGUGUCACUGGGGCCUGGUGGUGUAUCAAUGGACGAACAUAAAAAAAAAUGGUAGACUUCGUCGCCGCAGUACACAUGCUUAUGUAAUCCGCAUGUAACAGAGAGGAAAUUAUUAUUUUUUAUUUUAUAUCAAUGUACUUUUGUUUCAUAAAUUAGACACCUUUUUAUAAAA
Rhagoletis zephyria (snowberry fruit fly) is the source of this 930-nucleotide messenger RNA. It is a transcript of the gene Surf4, whose product is annotated as Surfeit locus protein 4. Gene Ontology annotation, cellular component: endoplasmic reticulum; membrane; endoplasmic reticulum-Golgi intermediate compartment. Gene Ontology annotation, biological process: Golgi organization. The record is from RefSeq and is a predicted model, not a curated record. Lineage: Eukaryota; Metazoa; Arthropoda; Insecta; Diptera; Tephritidae.